UCAGGCCGCAGAGGCAACUGCUCCUCCUGCUGCUUUCUGCCUGGUGUAGUUUUACCCUCUGAGAAACCCAGCUCAGCAGAAAGGCACUCCACUCUCCGCUGAGCGAGAGAGAGUGAGAGGGAGAGCAGGCGGAGGCGAGGGGGGGUGUGUGUGUGAGUGUGUGCCUGCUGGUCCCGGGAAGGAAGGAGAAAAAUAAAGGAGUGAGGGGGAACAGGCGAACCCGGGCUUACCAGGAUUACAGCGGGAAGGAUUACUGGGUCCUCGCCUCACACACCGUCACCGUCGGGACACGGCUCUUGGUCUGCCCCCAGGAUGGCUACGGCGGAGUCCAACGCGGUGGGACCUGCCGCCUCCAUCAUCAUGGACAGCGAGACCCUGAGGAGAAAGCAGAAGGAGAAACUGAAGAAACUUCAAGCCACCGGCGGCAACCCCCGGCCCCCGCGCUCGCUGUGCUGCCUGACCCUGAAGAACCCCUUCCGCAAAGCCUGCAUCAGCAUCGUGGAGUGGAAGCCGUUUGAGAUCAUAAUCCUGCUGACGAUCUUCGCCAACUGUGUGGCCCUCGCCGUGUUCCUGCCCAUGCCCGAAGACGACACGAACUCUGCCAACUCCAGCCUGGAGAAAGUUGAGUACAUCUUCCUGAUCGUAUUCACCAUCGAGGCAUUCCUAAAGAUAGUGGCGUAUGGUUUUCUGUUCCACCCGGAUGCCUAUCUACGGAAUGGCUGGAACAUCUUGGAUUUCGUGAUUGUGUUUGUUGGGCUCUUCACUGUUGCCUUGGAGACCAUCAACCGCAUCGAGGGGAUAGAGACCCCAGUGGGGGGGAAGGGGGCGGGCUUUGACGUGAAGGCUCUGCGAGCGUUCCGAGUUCUCCGGCCCCUGCGCCUGGUGUCCGGCGUUCCAAGCCUGCAGGUGGUGCUGAACUCCAUCAUCAAGGCCAUGGUCCCACUGCUGCACAUCGCCCUGCUGGUCCUCUUUAUGAUCAUCAUCUACGCCAUCAUUGGCCUGGAGCUCUUCAAGUGCAAGAUGCACAAGACCUGCUACUAUACCGGCACACGCAUCGUGGCGAUGGUGGAGAACGAGAAGCCGGCGCCCUGUGCGACCGGGGGCCACGGCCGGGAGUGCUCCCUCAACGGCACGGAGUGCAAGAGCGGCUGGGCGGGGCCCAACAACGGCAUCACACACUUCGACAACUUCGGCUUCGCCAUGCUCACCGUGUACCAGUGCAUCACCAUGGAGGGCUGGACCGACGUGCUCUACUGGGUGAAUGAUGCCAUCGGGAACGAAUGGCCCUGGAUCUACUUCGUCAGCCUCAUACUCCUGGGAUCCUUCUUUGUGCUCAACCUGGUACUGGGUGUGCUCAGCGGCGAGUUCACGAAGGAACGAGAGAAGGCCAAGUCUCGGGGGGAGUUUCAGAAGCUGCGGGAGAGGCAGCAGCUGGAGGAGGACCUGAAGGGAUACCUGGACUGGAUCACACAUGCCGAAGUCAUGGACAAUGACCAGGAGCACCGGGAAGGACUCCUCCCCUUGGACGAGGGCGGUUCGGACACAGAGAGCCUGUUCGAGAUGGAGGGAAUGAACCGCUUCAUCCUCUUCUUCCGUCGCUGGAGACGCUGGAACCGCUGGUUCCGCCGCAAGUGCCGAACCUGGGUGAAGUCCAACUUCUUCUACUGGCUGGUGAUCCUGCUGGUGUUCCUCAACACGCUCGCCAUCGCCACUGAGCACCACAACCAGGCGGACUGGCUCACCAAGGUGCAAGACACUGCGAACAAGGUGCUUCUCUCUCUGUUCACGGCGGAGAUGCUCCUCAAGAUGUAUGCCCUGGGCUUCCAGUCCUACUUCAUGUCCUUGUUCAACCGCUUCGACUGCUUCGUGGUGUGCGCAGGCAUCAUCGAGCUCAUCCUGGUGGAGCUCGGCGUGAUGUCGCCCCUGGGCAUCUCUGUGCUGAGGUGUAUCCGCCUGCUCCGUAUCUUCAAAAUCACCAAGUACUGGACGUCUCUCAGUAACCUGGUGGCCUCCCUCCUGAACUCCGUGCGCUCCAUCGCCUCGCUGCUCCUCCUGCUCUUCCUCUUCAUCAUCAUCUUCUCCCUCUUGGGCAUGCAGGUGUUCGGGGGCAAGUACAACUUCCCCGACAUGGAAGUGCGGCGCAGCACUUUCGACAACUUCCCCCAGGCCCUCAUCAGCGUCUUCCAGAUCCUCACUGGAGAAGACUGGAACUCUGUCAUGUACAAUGGCAUCAUGGCAUACGGGGGGCCCUCCUUACCUGGAGUUCUCGUCUGCAUCUACUUCAUCAUUCUUUUCGUCUGUGGCAACUAUAUCCUCCUGAAUGUUUUCUUGGCCAUUGCGGUGGAUAACCUGGCAGAGGCAGAAAGCCUGACCUCAGCGCAGAAGGAGAAAGCGGAGGAAAAGAAACGGAAGAAGUUGGCCAGAUCAAAUAAGCCGGAGAAAUCUGAGGAGGAAAAGCUUCUCUUGGCCAAGAAGCUGGAGCAGAAGGCCAAGGGAGAGAGCAUCCCUACUACAGCCAAGCUCAAAGUGGACGAGUUUGAGUCGAAUGUCAAUGAAAUUAAGGACCCAUAUCCCUCUGCUGAUUUCCCAGGAGACGACGAGGAGGAGGAGCCUGAGAUCCCACUGAGCCCCAGGCCCCGCCCCCUGGCCGAACUCCAGCUGAAGGAGAAGGCGGUGCCAAUGCCCGAGGCCAGCGCUUUCUUCAUCUUCGGACCUCAGAACAAGAUUCGGAAGUUAUGCCACCGGAUUGUGAAUGCCACCACCUUCACCAACUUCAUCCUCCUCUUCAUCCUCCUCAGCAGUAUCUCGCUGGCUGCUGAGGACCCUAUUGACCCUGAGUCUUUCAGGAACAAGAUCUUGGGUUACUUUGACAUUGUCUUCACAGUGGUCUUCACAGCUGAAAUUGUGCUCAAGAUGACAACAUAUGGUGCCUUUCUGCACAAGGGCUCCUUCUGUCGGAACUAUUUUAACAUCCUGGACUUGCUGGUGGUGGGCGUAUCCCUCAUCUCCUUCGUAAUUCAGUCCAGCGCUAUUUCUGUGGUCAAGAUUCUGAGGGUGUUGAGGGUCCUCAGACCCCUGCGAGCCAUCAACCGAGCAAAAGGCCUUAAGCAUGUGGUGCAGUGCGUCUUCGUGGCCAUCAAGACCAUCGGCAACAUCGUCAUCGUCACCAUGCUGCUGGACUUCAUGUUCGCCUGCAUAGGAGUCCAGCUCUUCAAGGGCAAAUUCCACAUGUGUACUGAUCCUUCCAAAAUGACUGAAGAGGAGUGCAGAGGCGAGUUCUUCCUGUUCAAGGAGAACGACCUUCACGGGUUGGAGGUCCACAAGCGCAUAUGGGUCAACAGCGACUUCAACUUUGACAACGUGCUGUCAGGCAUGAUGGCGCUCUUCACCGUCUCCACGUUUGAGGGCUGGCCGCAACUGCUGUACAAAGCCAUCGACUCGCACACCGAAGACAUGGGCCCCAUCUACAACAACCGCGUGGAGAUCUCCAUCUUCUUCAUCGUCUACAUCAUCCUCAUCGCCUUCUUCAUGAUGAACAUCUUCGUCGGCUUCGUUAUUGUCACCUUCCAGGAGCAGGGCGAGCAGGAGUAUAAGAACUGCGAACUGGACAAGAACCAGCGCCAGUGCGUGCAGUAUGCCCUCAAGGCUCGGCCUCUCAGGCGCUACAUUCCCAAGAACCCCUAUCAGUACCAGAUAUGGUACGUGGUGACCUCUUCCUACUUUGAGUACCUGAUGUUCAUGCUCAUCCUGCUCAACACCAUCUGCCUGGGCAUGCAGCACUGUGGCCAGUCUGAGGACCUCAACUCCAUCUCAGAUAUGCUGAAUGUGGUCUUUACUGGCCUCUUCACCCUGGAGAUGGUCUUGAAACUCAUGGCCUUCAAAGCUAAGGGCUACUUCGGAGACCCCUGGAACGUGUUUGACUUCCUCAUCGUAAUUGGCAGCAUCAUAGACGUCAUCCUAAGUGAGAUCGAUACCGCUCUUUCUUCCAGUGGCGGACUGUACUGCCUAAGUGGUGGCUGUGCUGACACGGAGGAGCACGCACGCAUCUCCAUCACUUUCUUCCGGCUCUUCCGAGUGAUGCGUCUGGUGAAGCUGCUGAGCCGCGGAGAGGGUGUGAGGACUCUCCUCUGGACCUUCAUCAAGUCUUUCCAGGCCCUACCCUACGUUGCACUUCUCAUUGUCAUGCUGUUCUUCAUCUACGCCGUCAUCGGGAUGCAGGUCUUUGGGAAAAUCGCCCUCGUGGACGGCACGCAGAUCAACCGCAACAAUAACUUCCAGAUGUUCCCGCAGGCGGUGCUGUUACUCUUCCGGUGUGCCACGGGAGAGGCCUGGCAGGAGAUCAUGCUGGCCUGCAUGUACGGGAAGCUGUGCGACCCCAACUCGGACUUCCUGCCUGGAGAGGAGUACACCUGCGGCUCCAGCUUCGCUGUCUUUUACUUCAUCAGCUUCUACAUGCUCUGUGCCUUCCUGAUCAUCAACCUGUUUGUGGCAGUCAUCAUGGACAACUUUGAUUACCUGACUCGUGAUUGGUCCAUCUUGGGCCCACACCAUCUGGAUGAAUUCAAGAGGAUCUGGGCAGAAUAUGACCCUGAAGCCAAGGGGCGCAUCAAGCAUCUAGAUGUAGUGACUCUGCUACGGAGGAUUCAGCCGCCUCUGGGUUUUGGCAAAUUCUGUCCUCACCGUGUUGCUUGUAAGCGCCUGGUGUCUAUGAACAUGCCCCUCAACAGCGAUGGCACGGUCACUUUCAAUGCCACCCUGUUUGCCCUGGUGAGGACCGCCCUCAAGAUCAAGACAGAAGGUAACUUUGAGCAGUCCAACGAGGAGCUGAGAGCCAUCAUCAAGAAGAUCUGGAAACGCACCAGUAUGAAGCUGCUAGACCAGGUCAUCCCCCCCAUUGGUGAUGACGAGGUGACUGUGGGGAAGUUUUACGCCACCUUCCUGAUCCAGGAUCAUUUCCGGAAGUUCAUGAAGCGCCAGGAGGAGUACUAUGGUUACCGGCCCACCAGGAAGAAUGCUGUGGAGAUACAGGCUGGUCUGCGCAGUAUUGAGGAGGAGGUGGCCCCAGAGCUCAAGCGGGCCAUCUCAGGAGACCUCACAGCUGAAGAGGAAAUGGACAGAGCCAUGGAGGAUGCAGCCAUGGAGGAGGGCAUCUACAGGCGGUCAGGUGGGCUGUUUGGCAACCAUGUGGACCACUUUCCCCUAGAGAGGAGCAGCCCGCUCCCUACCAAUGUCACCAGCCACCGGCCCCUACAGCUGGCUGACAACCGCCCAGAGGACAUCGAGUCACCCCCUGACUCUGUCUUCCUGCCCAACACAGAGUUCUUCCCCCAGGGAAAUACCAACAACGCCAACAGCAACACCAACAACAACGCUGCAGAAAGGUUUGCGGUCGAGAAUGAGAUGACCAAGGAGCUCCCUUUGACAGCGGAGACGGACAAGAGUAAAACAGACACCCGAAAGAAAAGACAAGCACAACCAGCAAGAGAGCCGAGACUCAAGAGGAGCUGUGCAGACCAACAGGACGACAAAGACAACCUCUUCUCCCAGAUCCCAAAGGAGAGCAUCACAGAGCAGAUUCCUCACCAUCCUUCAGAGAGCAGGAGCGAGCUCAUGUCUGUUGGCACCUGCAGCCGCAGCUCUGAGCAUGCAACAGGGGAUCGCGGCCGUCCAGUGUCGGCCACUGACCAGCUCAUUCAGGAGGUCCUCAUUGAGGGAGGCCUGGAGGUCCUUGCGCGAGACCCAAAGUUUGUUGCUGUGACGAAGCGGGAGAUGGCAGAGGCCAUUCACAUCGACUUGGAGGAAAUGGAGGGCGCUGCCAUGGUGAUUCUCAAUGGCCGCAGGGGGCGUGUGGUCAAGCACAGAGCCAGCACUACUCCUGCCCUCAAACACCACCGAGAGCCACAGGACACAACCCUGGCUGAUAGUUGUCUCUAAGCACCAUCACAGCUCUGAAUGUGACUUCUCAUUGUGGCAUCAUAUUCACUUGCCUUGAUGGUGACAUCACAGGAUUGUAGUACCAGCCAGCACAGCUACAGGAAGUGAGGGGGCUGGUUGCCAUGGAAAACAAAAUGAGGCCUGAUUGUUUGACAGGCAGAUCUGCAGUUGGACCCAAUUAUGGUGGCCGUGACUGUGGUUAUUUAAGCAAAUCUAAAAAAAAUAACAGGCUCCACCAUAAACCUCCUGAGAAUAUAUAUAUUUUUUUCUUUUCCCCCUUAAUUUAAUCAAAUAAAAAAGUAAUUAAGAACAAAAAAGUGUUUGAAGAGCUUUUGUCUGUUUUGGUUUUCCUGUCAGCCCCAAGUCAUGACUAAGAAACAAAAUGUGUUGGACAGUACUUACAGUAACUCUCAGAAUGAAUUGACAUCAUAGAAUAAAUCUUAUUCUGCUUCUGAAAACACUCUGCUGUGUUCCAUUGCAGAGGCAAUCACAGCCAUACUGUAACUGUGUUUUCACAUCGGGAACUUCAAGAUGAAAUAUAUGUACGUAAUUUCAAUCCA
Molecule: messenger RNA, 6494 nt
Organism: Lepisosteus oculatus (spotted gar)
Lineage: Eukaryota; Metazoa; Chordata; Actinopteri; Semionotiformes; Lepisosteidae
Product: voltage-dependent L-type calcium channel subunit alpha-1S
Biological process (GO): calcium ion import across plasma membrane
Cellular component (GO): membrane; voltage-gated calcium channel complex
Molecular function (GO): high voltage-gated calcium channel activity
Source: RefSeq, a predicted model, not a curated record